Laetiporus sulphureus 93-53 is the source of this 1510-nucleotide messenger RNA. RefSeq lists its product as uncharacterized. Gene Ontology annotation, cellular component: cytoplasm; nucleus. Gene Ontology annotation, biological process: negative regulation of cell population proliferation; negative regulation of mitotic cell cycle. NCBI's taxonomy places the organism in Eukaryota, Fungi, Basidiomycota, Agaricomycetes, Polyporales, Laetiporaceae. Bases 315 to 1301 code for a protein of 328 amino acids. The transcript has 2 exons. The record is from RefSeq and is a predicted model, not a curated record.
AGGAACUGUGGAAUAUAAGUAUUGGGUGAAGUGCCGAGGUGGUCUCCCCAACCCAGGCUUGGUUCCAGUUUUCUCUCUCUGAUCUCAUUGCUCCCCAUCCAGCUACUUACUUUAUUUCCGCGUCGUGCCGCACGCUCUGUUAAGGACCGCACGAACUUCCCGGACGUCUCACCUUGCAUCUCUGCAUCGCAUCUCUCUGCUUCAGCGUGUUUAUCUCCGCAUCUCCAUCGCAGGUCGAUAUACUUCGCCAGACUGCCGUCACUCUCUCGUAAUCGCCACACUCACUCCUUUAUCCAACUUCAUCAUUCAUUACAAUGGCUUCCUCGACCGCUGCUUCCGGCUCACUCUCGGUCACUCUCGCUCAGGCCAUCGCGUACCUCACACGCCCGCUCAUCGUGAGCUACUCCGCCACGACUAUCAUCAAGCUGCAACUUGCAUUGGAGACGAACUUGAUUGCUCAGUUCGUGUCUUCCUGGGUCCCGGCUGAGCCGCUUCGUGGCUCUGGCCGGCGCUGCCUCACAUUGUCGCCCAAUGCUGUCCCUCCACGCGCCAUCCACAAUGCUUGCAAGGCUGCGAACGUCGAGUGGUCGGAGUGGAUUGCGCUCCUCGGGGGGCUGGAGUUUGACCUCUUCAUCGACCCAGGGUGCAUAUCGGUACGCUUCGGUAGCUGGGAUUCUGGGAGAGUGAGCAAAUAUUUCGUCGUUUGGUCGGAGGAUUCUGUCGCAGUGUCAGAAGAGAUUUAUCCACCACGGGCUGCUCUUCCUGUGGCGUCUGGCAAGACGCUCGCACAGCAAUUGUCGGAGACGGACCAGGACGAGGAUGAACAACUGUUCGCAAUGAUUGCCGAUGAGGUCCGCGAACCCACAUGGAUGACUCCCAUUGCCACCGAGUUCCCUACUGUCCCGUCCCCUCCACGCUCCACAAUGUCCUCCCCUGUCUCUAUCCGCUCGGUCUCUUCGAGGCAUUCGCGUUGCAGCUCGUGCACCUCGAGCUCUGGCUUCUCAUUCUCUUCAAACGGCACCUUCGACUCGACUCGUUCCGCGACGACCGUCUCGUCGCGUUCGACAUCUCCUACGGACGAGCAAGCGAAGACCAAGCUUUCCCGCCGUGAGAGAGCCAGGCAGGCGCGUGUCUUCAUUGACACCUCAAAGACCGAGGUGACGAAUUACGAUGGCGGCAAGACAACUGUUCUAACGGGGGGCGUAAUGCUCGGCGCUGGACGCCCUGCUACCCAGGUCAAGCCCGCGACGCACAAGAAGACGAACAGCUCGUGCUCCGACUGGCGCUCCUCCCGUGCAUAAGCACUUAUCCUCUGCCACGAGUGCCACUCUCGACGCUGAUUCUGAAACGACUCCGUCGACGCGAAGGUUCGCGCCUGUCAGCAUGCCUGUCACGAAAAAUAGCACGAGGAAUACCGCAUACAUUCGCCUUACUCUACAUCGCAGUCGCAUUUUUGUAUCAUCUUCGUAGCAUUCUCCAUUCUCACUGACUCGUUCAACUGUAGCUUCUA